Molecule: messenger RNA, 2929 nt
Organism: Megalobrama amblycephala (Wuchang bream)
Lineage: Eukaryota; Metazoa; Chordata; Actinopteri; Cypriniformes; Xenocyprididae
Exons: 19
Coding region: 1-2523 (840 amino acids)
Source: RefSeq, a predicted model, not a curated record
AUGUUACUCUCAUCUCUCCAACACACCAGCAGCGGUAACAGAAGAACGGACCAUAACCGACUGGACAACCACAAAUUGAAACAUGGGUUUGUUUCUGGUUCCCGUGGCUCCUGCUCCCCUCAGCCUCUCACAACUACAUCAGCGGCUAACCGGCUCAUCGGGCUCUUCCAGGUUGGCUGUUCACUGGAGAGGUAUGUGGAGGAGUUUGUAGAGCUAGCUUUUCUGACUAACUGGUCAGAUGCACGUUUGAACGCCCUGUUUCUGGACGGACUGGAUGAUGACACUAUCCGUUUUGAUGAACCUAAAGAUUCUUUUUCCUUGAGCGAAACCAUUAAUCUAAUUUUGUAUUUAAACGGAUCUAAUUUCCUUGUUGAUGAGGUUCAGGAUAUGUGUCCAUCUCGUCCAGUCCCUCUAGAAACAGAGGUGGCCAGGCCAGUUAGUCAGUCUCCUUCUUCCUCCGCAUACCCCUCCAGUGAACUCCUCUCCUGUUCCAUGCUGGACCCUCACUCCUCUGCGGGGUCCAGAAGGCGGAGGAGGAAGAAAAGCUCAGCUCUAGUCUCUACGGAGCCCAUUCCAGACCCCGCUGAGCCCACUCCAGUGCCAGUGGCGGACAUGCACCUUUUGCAUGCAACUCGAGAGAAGAAGAUUAUCUCGCGCGAUAUUGAUCAAGUUUUCACACAGAAGUUCAACUUCAGAUCAUACAACCACGAGAGGAGCACGAGGGAGUUGUGUCAGUAUAUAUUUGUUCGAUAUACAAUCUACUGUUGGGUAAUGGACAAUCGUGGCAAAGCAAAAAGAACUCGAAAGAGGAAAAUCUUCAAUGACUUUGUUAAUGACUUGGACCUUGAAAACGACAGUGACAUGACUGACAUUGAGUUAACCCAGCUUAGUCAAAGUCUUCUGCCAGCAAAAAAACGAAAAACAGAGUCUAAUCCAAAUAAAAACAAACAAGCUGUUAAAAGGACUGUGUCCUAUCCAGAUCCUCCUCCAAAAUACAAACAUCCAAAACCCAUGCCAGGUCAACACAAACCAAAUAAAGAUGUUGCAAAUUCUACAAACAAUAAAAAAAAAGAAGAUCAACUUUUGUGUCCAACACACUUGGAUGAGACGUGCCCGACCCCUGUCUUUGUCUACCCUACGUUAAGUUGUGAUAGCACACUUCAUGACAAUAAACAUCAGUAUCAAGAUGGUGUUAUUGAUCUAUACCCUAGAAUAAUCAAUGACACCAUGAGACGGUCACAUAAUGAACAGCCAUCUUCCAGAAAUCAGGAAACGUUCUACAGGCCACCGUGGACAACUGAAAGAGUAUUGUCUACAGUCCCAAAUUCUGGAUUGACGCCCCAGUCACAGAGAGCACCCCAGUCCCAGAGGGCACCGCAGUCCCAGAGGACACCGCAGUACCAGAGGGCACCGCAGUCCCAGAGGACACCCCAGUCCCAGAGGACACCCCAGUCCCAGAGGACACCCAGUCCAGAGGGCACCGCAGUCCCAGAGGGCACCGCAGUCCCAGAGGGCACCGCAGUCCCAGAGGACACCGCAGUCCCAGAGGGCACCGCAGUCCCAGAGGACACCCCAGUCCCAGAGGACACCCCAGUCCCAGAGGACACCCCAGUCCCAGAGGGCACCGCAGUCCCAGAGGACACCGCAGUCCCAGUCCCAGAGGGCACCGUCCCAGUCCAGAGGGCACCGUCAGUCCAGAGGGCACCGAGUCCAGAGGACAGAAGGGCACCCCAGUCCCAGUCCCAGAGGGCACCCCAGUCCCAGUCCCAGAGGGCACCCCAGUCCCAGUCCCAGAGGGCAUCCCACUGUUCACAUAACGAACAGCCAUCUGCCAGACGGAGAAUUUAUGAUUCGUUCUCCAGGCCAUCUGGGGCAACCGAAAGAGUAUUGUCUCCUGUCCCAAAUUCUUCACGGGCGCCCCAGUCCCAGAGGACACCCCAAUCCCAGAGGACACCCCAGUCCCAGAGGACACCCCAGUCCCAGAGGGCACCCCAGUCUGCAUCGAGGAGUGAGCACAGACCUGACGGUGGUACCAGACCCUCAAAGAGUGCCUACCCCAUGUCAACCACAAAAUUUCAAAGGAAGGUCUUUUCAAUGUUGUUCGAUUUGAAAGAUCAACUUAAGCAAAUAGUUGGCAUUCUGGACCCUGGCAGGUCUACAACAUCUCUAAAGAAGAUGGAUUCAGAGAGUGACCUAAAACUCUUUGAAGAAUCCAUCAAAGAUGUUGAUGUCAAGUUGAUCUGUGUCCAGCAACUGUCCAGAGUUGGUGGAUAUUCUGUUCGCGACUGUGUGAACAAAGUUAUGAACAGAAUGAUGACAAAUGCUCUCAUGUCCAAAUUUAAUAUGAGGGGUGGUGGCCAGCUUGGGAAAAAGCCAUUUAAAGCCACACCUUUAUAUGACAUUAUUCAAGAUGCUGUGAAGAGGUGGAGCCCAAACACAACAGACUCUGAAAUAGAUGCAGCAAUGGGGGAACACCUCAAGCACGCUCCAGGAAGAGCUGGGGGUGGAGGAUAUAAACAAUGAGCCAAACCACUGUAAUGUGUUUGAGGGAUAGUUCACCCAAAAAUGAAAAUGUUCAUUUUCUCAACCUCAUGUUUCAAACCUGUAUAACUUUCUAAUUUCGUUUGAUCACAAAGAUAUUUGGAAGAAUGUAACUAAGCAGAUCUCGCCGCCUUAACUAUCAUAAUAUAUUUUUUUUCUAUAAUGGUAGUUAAUGGGUUGUGAGAUCUGCUUGGUUACAAACAUUCUUCCAAAUAUAUUUGUGAUCAACAGAACAUAGAAAGGUAUAGAGGUUUGAAACAUGAGGGUGAGUAAAUGACAGAAUUUUCAUUUUUGGGAGAACUAUCCCUUUAUAUAAUUCAGGAUUUUGUACUUGUUUUAAUUUGGUUAACAGAAACCGUUCCAAAAAAUAAAUUGUGCUAAAUCAGAA